CCCAUCAUUUUCUCCACGCUCGUUAAAAAACUGCGAAAUGUUCAAUAACUUCGCUUCUAUUUCGCUAUUGUGACGCUGUGUUUGGUAUAUUUGUCAAGAUAUGUCGUCCGGUUUACUUUAAAAAUUAGUGAAGAUCCAGUAAUCGACUGCAAAUUAAUGUGGCGUCUAAAUCUAGAAGUCAAGUCGAUAUUCGAUCUGUAGGUAUAAUUCAGAGCAUUGAAUAACAAUAUGAUAUCUCAGCUGCCUCUAAGAUGCUUUGUUACUUUUGGAAUAUUAAAUUCUGUCGUCUUAGGCAGCCACGCUCUCGUCCCCAAACCAAGGAACCCGGAUUCGCACAACAAAACGAAAAACAUUAUCCCUGAGCAUUAUAUAAAGGAGAUAAGACCACCAACAAUGAGGGGCAAGCCUAUAGAGGUAGAUUUCAGUAUGAGGGUGAUGGACAUAAAUUCUAUUAAUGUCGAAGAUAUGGACUUCAGGAUGGAUAUGUUUAUUAGGCAGGAAUGGCAAGAUGCAAGAAUAAAAAUACCAGAGGAAAUGUUUGAAUAUGGAGACGAAUCCAUAACUCUACCAACUAAUUUUUUCGAAAAUCUCUGGCAACCUGAUUUAUAUUUUCUAAAUUCCAAAGUAAUAGAGAUUGCAACUCUGACCCACAAGUUUUCUUCUGUAACUCUAUUUAGGAAUAAAACAAUUCGUUAUGUAGCUAGAAUGCAUGCUAUAGUUGCUUGUCAGAUGGAGUUCCAGCACUAUCCGAUGGACACGCAAGUCUGCCCCAUUACUGUCGAAAGCUUUUCGUACAACAACAACAAAAUGUUAUUAAAUUGGGCUGGAUCCGGGGUAACAUUAAGUCCCGAAUUAAAAUUGCUGCAGUAUAACAUUUUACCGCUUCAACUAAUGAAAACUCAUGCCUACACAGGCGAAAAGAACGGAAACUUCUCCAGAUUGAUGGUUUAUUUUCGGUUCGAGAGACAAAUUGGUCACCACUUAAUCCAAACCUUUGCACCAUCGACCUUAGUUGUCAUGCUAUCGUGGUUCAGUUUUUGGUUGGACCUGGACUCGAUACCCGCUAGAACCACACUUCUAGUGACUUGCCUACUUACAUUGGUUACCAUGUUUACAGGUUUAAGAUCUGACAUUCCCGCAGUGGCAUACAUCAAAGCACUAGAUCUGUGGAUGGCGGGUUGUAUGGUUUCUGUGUUCGCAUCUCUAGGGGAAUUUGUCAUAGUUAAAGUGCUUCAAGGAAAAUACGAUGUCUUGAAGCUUCGGGAAAAGGAGGAAGCAAAAUUGUACCAGGAAUCUGCGAUCGCCCAGUGGACAAAUCCUCCACCUUCACCGAAAUACUUGCAUCAUUUCCGAUAUAAAAAUUUGGCAAACGAUAGAUGUAUUAAACUAUACUGGAAAACGUUUCAGGAUAAAGGGAAGGAGAAAAUUAUGUGGAAGGAAGUCGAUCGGUUAUCGAGGAUAAUAUUCCCUUCUUUAUUUUUCAUAUUCUGCCUGAUGUACUGGUCAAUACUAUCAUUUGCUCGUUAUCCCAAUCUCGUGUCGUGAUGUAGCUUAUAAUUUGUUAACUAUCAGAAAAUGUAUUAAAUACACAGGUUUAA
Messenger RNA from Anoplophora glabripennis (Asian longhorned beetle), 1598 nucleotides. RefSeq names its product glycine receptor subunit alpha-1 (gene alka). Gene Ontology annotation, cellular component: synapse; neuron projection; membrane. The record is from RefSeq and is a predicted model, not a curated record. Lineage: Eukaryota; Metazoa; Arthropoda; Insecta; Coleoptera; Cerambycidae. Bases 229 to 1545 code for a protein of 438 amino acids. The transcript has 10 exons. Gene Ontology annotation, molecular function: chloride channel activity; neurotransmitter receptor activity; transmembrane signaling receptor activity. Gene Ontology annotation, biological process: nervous system process; chemical synaptic transmission; chloride transmembrane transport.